This is a messenger RNA of Lontra canadensis (Northern American river otter), 622 nucleotides long. It is a transcript of the gene ADIG, whose product is annotated as adipogenin. Gene Ontology annotation, cellular component: nucleus; cytoplasm; lipid droplet. The coding region runs from base 47 to 268 and encodes 73 amino acids. NCBI's taxonomy places the organism in Eukaryota, Metazoa, Chordata, Mammalia, Carnivora, Mustelidae. The record is from RefSeq and is a predicted model, not a curated record. Gene Ontology annotation, biological process: white fat cell differentiation; brown fat cell differentiation. The transcript has 3 exons.
CAGCCCUGCCAGCCCAACCCAGGCAGCCCUGGCUUAGCCACACACCAUGAAGUACCCUCUGGUGCCGCUGGUGAACGACCUCACGUUUUCUUUCCUGGUGUUCUGGCUCUGCCUGCCCGUGAGCUUGCUGUUGGUCCUGCUGAUCGUCUGGCUCCGCUUCUUACUGAGCCAAGAUUCAGAGGAAAAUGACUCAGAUGUAUGCUUUGACUGGGAGCCUUGGAGCAAAGCCCCAGCCCAGUUUUGCUGGAAGGGGACACUCCAUAGCUAAAAGGAGGAGAGGCCCUGCCUGUGAGCCUUCUGUUCAGUCAGAUUGUCUUCUGCCAUAGCAUUACCACCUCCUCACGUGCCCAAUAACUGAUGCUCCAAAUCCAAAGCCCUCCCAGCACUCCUGACACACAGCUCUUUGGAGGAGGAAUGACACAAUCCAGUGAUGCAGCUCGCUGAUAGUCACUGGACACUUACAAGGCACCAGGGCCUGUGCCGAGCACUUCCCUUUCACAAGCUCGUCUAUGAGAUCUUACAAAGAGGGUAUCAUCCUUACCUCCACUUUGCAAAUGAGAACCCGAGUGGCAGAGCAGUAAGUAAUUUGCCUGGAGUAACGGGGCCCUGGCACCCACUGAUA